Entrophospora sp. SA101 is the source of this 267-nucleotide messenger RNA. The record is from the annotation of a GenBank genome assembly. Lineage: Eukaryota; Fungi; Glomeromycota; Glomeromycetes; Entrophosporales; Entrophosporaceae.
AUGUGGGUACAUAUUUUGGUGUCAGAGUUUCUCCAUGAUGGAAUAAGAAUAAAAGAACAUUCUGAGCAUUUUAAACCAAAUGGUAAAAUUGUUAUGAAUGAUUGGGCAACAAUUGACUUAUGUAUUAGUAAUCCAAUGUCAUCAAAAAUUGCAAUCACAGAUGACAGGCAUUACUUUCGUGUUCUAAUAUCCAAUGAUUGUCAAUUUGCUACAAUAGAACACACUGGUAAAGAUCAUAAAGUACCACUGAAAUGGGUGGAAGAGUGA